AUGUGGGAACGAACUAAAGACCAGAGCAGCAGCCUCUUUUCUGGGUUUGCAGGAUUACUCACCCUCCUCCUCAUCGUGGUUCUCUGUGCCCUGUGGAACUGGAAGAAAUGGAAGAAGCGGCGCACGCGUUACCGUCGAGUUGUGGGCCUGCCCUCCCUAAAUCGACCUCGAUCCAGACAACAGGCCAAAAAUAUUUACGACCACUUACCCCGGAGACAGGAAGCGCCGGGGAGACCCCCGGCCAGGCGAGACCCGAUUGCCAGCACCGAGAGCCUCCUUUCCAGAGAUUCCAGUAGCCCUGCCUCAGAGCACCAGGCCUCCCAAGCAGGCAGUGUGCUCCCAGCUCACAGAUCCUACACUCAGGUCUCAAUAGAUUCUGAGGGCUUCUAUGACAACACUCUGGGGGCCCGGAUGUGUGAGAACCACACUCCCUCUGCACUUGACGUCGAUGGUGGAACAUCCGGAAAAUGCCCUAGCACUUCCUCAGAGGAUUCUCUCGAUUACGUCAAUGUCCUCAUAGCCGUGGAGAUUCCUGAGACUCGAGCUUCUAUCAGCAGCACCCGUGAGAGCCUUUCUGUCGCCCUGGGUGCCCAGGAACUGGUCUUCACAGAGGAAGGAGACCAGGACGAGAUCUGGGACUGCUCCAGUGUUCGGACUCCAAGAAGUGAGAGCAGUGACAGCGAUGGGGAUGCUUCUUCUGAGACCUCCAAUGAUUAUGUCAAUAUGGAGGGACUGGACAGAGGGGUCAUCCAGGGGAAACAGCCCUGUGUGGCAUCUCAGCGCUGCAGAGAUUAUGAAAAUAUCCCAGCAGCAGCUCACCAUAGCAACCAACAGCAGCAGGUGGAGGAAGAAAUGACUUUCCCAAGGACGGACCAUGGGGAGGGCGGGGCAGAUGAGUCAGGGAUCCACGGCCAACUGGCUGUGCAAUCAGAGAGGUUCCUGGCGCUAGGGGACCAAGUGACUCACCAGCCAGCUGCACAGGGCGAGGACAAUCCAGUGAAACAUGGAGAAAAGAUGUCAAAUGAGGACUGCCACGACUACGAGAAUGUGCAAGUGGUCAGAUGGAGGGACACGGUGCCCUCGUCAGCUCCUUCCUGAUGCACCAAGGC
Sorex fumeus (smoky shrew) is the source of this 1109-nucleotide messenger RNA. RefSeq names its product lymphocyte transmembrane adaptor 1 (gene LAX1). The record is from RefSeq and is a predicted model, not a curated record. Gene Ontology annotation, cellular component: plasma membrane. Lineage: Eukaryota; Metazoa; Chordata; Mammalia; Eulipotyphla; Soricidae. Bases 1 to 1098 code for a protein of 365 amino acids. Gene Ontology annotation, biological process: antigen receptor-mediated signaling pathway; negative regulation of T cell activation; intracellular signal transduction. The transcript is spliced from 5 exons.